Bolinopsis microptera is the source of this 1536-nucleotide messenger RNA. RefSeq names its product girdin-like. Lineage: Eukaryota; Metazoa; Ctenophora; Tentaculata; Lobata; Bolinopsidae. The coding region runs from base 29 to 1486 and encodes 485 amino acids. The record is from RefSeq and is a predicted model, not a curated record. The transcript has a single exon.
UAUGUUCAGACCACAUUCUAGUCGAUGAAUGUCGCUAUACCGUUCUAAAUCUCCUCUGAGAUCACCUGUCUCAAAGUCAACACCCAAGUAUAAUAGCUCCCUCAGAAGGAGUGCUAGUUUUGGAAAGUCUAAGAAUGUUGCCAACUCUACUCUCAAUAAAUCUUUGGGCUCAGCUGGAUUAGACCUGGCUACUGUUGAGAGUGAAUACAUCAAAAACUUGCAGCAGCAAGUAUACUUCCUUGAACUUGAAGCAAACUUUUUACGCGAUCAAGCCCAAAAAGCAGAUACCCUCUCCAAACAUAGUGCAGCAGAUGAAGCUUCCAAAUGGAGACGAAGGCUCAAAGAUGUUGAAAUUGAACAAGAUUCCCUUAAGAGUGAGAUCAGGCGCAAAGAGAUAGAAGCUGAUGCUGCUGAGAUGGAGAGAAGGCAGUAUGUCAAGGAGUUAAAAUCCCUGAAACAAACAGCAACUGCUGAAAAAUCACAUCUGCUUGAUGAGAUUGCUACAUUACGACACAAAGUGGAUGACACCACUCUCUCAACAAAACAACUGGCUAUACAGUUGGAAGCAGCUGAAGAGAGGAAGAUGGCCACAACAAGUGAAUGUCUUGACACAAAAAGUAGACUGGCUGUUGUACGUGACCAGUUAGAUCGCACACUUGGUACCAACAAAGAUUUGAGAGAGGAUCUUGUGGACAAAAAGUUGGAAAUAAAGCAGUUCAAGCAACAACUUGGUGAUUUGGAGACGAGAUAUCUCACUCAGGCAACAGAACUAAAAGAAGCAGCCAUCACAGAUAUGAGAACAAAACUGGCUGAUAUGCGAGUACGAAUGAGAGAACUUGAGGUAACCUCUGAAUUGGAUAAAAGCUUGAAAGAAAAAGCUUUGGAAGAUUCAAACUACACUUCAAAAACUAAUUCAAUCUUGAGAGAAGAGUUGUGUGACCUCAAAGUUCAGCUUGGUAAGGAGAGAGAACUAUAUGAGAAGCAGUCCAUACAAAGAUCCAUGGAUUCAGAUGAAAUUGCCACUUUGAAAUAUAGAAAUAAGCACCUUCAAGAUGAAAUAGAUAACCUCAAUGACAACGUGGCGAAAGAAAAGAAGAAAGCUAAAAACUAUCUCUGUAAGCUUGCCGAAACUGAUGCUGACAUUUCAGCUAAUCGAGCUAACGAAACUCUUCUGCGAAACAAACUUGCGGACGUGGAAAUCACCAAGGAUGCCAAAUCUCAUGAAGUCUCCUCCCUUCGUAAAGAUAAAAACCUGCUCCUUGACCAAGUGAUUGACCUUCAAUCCAAGUUAGACUUAAAAACAUCAGAAGUCGGUAGUCUUGCAUCUGAGAUAGAAUUCCUAAAGUCCAAGGUUUCAGACCUGGCAUCAGAAGCCCGGCUCAACAAAUCACUUGAGACUAGAAGAUGGGAAGAUAUCGAAAACAUGGCUGAAAAAAUUCAUCGAUCUCCGUCCCCCCGUCCCAGGUCUCCGUACAAGGUACACUGAUCUAACACCAGAUCAAACUAUAUCAUCUGGACCCAUAUCUGAUUAAAGAG